GACGAUGCUGUGCUUGUCCGAGUGGCUGCUGCUCGCCAUCGUCCUUCACGUAGCAUCGGUGGAGGCCGACCGCUGCCCCAACGGAGAUAUGUGUGAAGGUGACACAACGUGCUGUGCCACCGACUCCCACCAGCUGCCGUUCCGCUGCUGCCCGUACGUGGAUGCGGUUUGCUGCUCCGACCGGCAGCACUGCUGUCGCAAGGGCUACUCCUGCGACCCGUCCGGUGACCGCUGUGUCCGCGUGUCCGCGGACCCGGUCCUGUGUCCGGACGGCGAGUCCCGCUGCCCAGCCGGCGCCACCUGCUGCCUGAUGUCCGACCAGCGCUGGGGCUGCUGCCCUCUCAGAGACGCCGUGUGCUGCUCGGACCGCGUUCACUGCUGCCCUCGGGGCACGCAGUGCGACCUGCAGACUCUUACCUGCCUCCGGACAGAGAAGCGUCACUGGCUGCUUGAGAUGCUGGCCGAACGGAGGCUGGGACCCGUGCGGAUGACGUAAAUACUCUGGACCGUCGUGCCGUGGAAGACAACCGCCUGGCCUCAACUCUUCACGUCAAUCAAGAUGUCGCGUCGUCCGGAGAGGUGACCCUGAAGACGCGGCAACGCCAUUUUGCUUUCCGAUGAUGGUUUGUUCGGCGGCGAAUGUGAAACUUCAUUCAUAUGAAAUCAUGUAUCCUAUACUUCCAACUACACCGCAUGGUCUGGGCAUUGAUCACCAACUGCAUUCUGCUACGCGACUUUCUUCUACGUGAUACCAUGUUCUUUCAGCUUGUGAAAGCACGUAAUGACGUCAGUGUUGCGCCAGAAAUACCCUUGCGCGAUUGCGUAUC
Pollicipes pollicipes is the source of this 827-nucleotide messenger RNA. RefSeq names its product progranulin. The transcript is spliced from 3 exons. The record is from RefSeq and is a predicted model, not a curated record. NCBI's taxonomy places the organism in Eukaryota, Metazoa, Arthropoda, Thecostraca, Pollicipedomorpha, Pollicipedidae. Gene Ontology annotation, cellular component: extracellular region. Bases 5 to 496 code for a protein of 163 amino acids.